AUGACCAAGGUACCAGCCACCAAGAAGAUGCAGAGAUCCCACAACUCGGGGGUCCUCUGGCCCUUUUAUGCCUCAGAGCAUCUAACACUGGUCCCAGACAAGACAUUGAGGAGCAUCAAGUAUAUGGACGAGGAAAUAGUAAACCUCAAACAGGACCUUCUGCGAAGCCGAUUCUUGAUUCAGUCGGUGAAGAUAGGCAGGGGGUACUUUACCAUGCUAAGGGAGGAGAGUGCAAUGAAAAAGAAGCAACAACAACUUCAGAAACUGAAAGAGGAAGAAAGACAUAAAUUCCAACCAGCCAAAAAGAUCUCAGAAAUCCAGUACGGGGACAUUCUUUUGACCACAUACGAUGAUGAGAAAACGAAGAAGGUGGGUACUGGGGUCAUCCUUCGCCCGUUCACCCCCGUGCGCAGCUGCAUCAUUUCGCCCUCGCUGCCGGAGGCUCAUGUGGAACCCCUCUUCCGCCAGCUCUGUGCCCUCCACUGGCUCCUGGAGGCCCUGACUAUCGACCACACCCACCACACCAUGAAGCCUGUGAUCACCUGCUGGAAUCCAAAGGACCCAGGUGGAAGCAAGAACACGAUUAAAAAAAUCAAUAAAGACAAGUCGAUGGGACAGAAGUGGGAGCACUUCGUCACGGCACCAAAGACCAAGAAAUUCAAAAUUCCCGCACUACGUGUCACUGCCCGCAAAACAAGCCGACGAGGCUCUGCACUCAGCCUGUCUCGGGCCAGUGGGGGGUCAUCCCCCCAGAGCAGCAUGAUGUCCGUGAUCCCCGGCUCAGAUGAGCCCCAGAGUGUGAUCACCCAGGCGACCGGCAGCAAGGACAUUGAGGACAAUGAAUCAUCUUCAACCAAGCCAGAUGAGGAACCUCUCCAUAUCAAUCUGCAGAAGCUCCUGGAGAUGGUUCGGGAAGAUGCCCGGAGAACAAUCACAAUAGAAAAUGAGAUGCAAAAAAAAGUGCCCAGCAUCCUGUCAAUGCUCAGACAAAACAAGAGCGAUUCUGCUUACAAAGACAUGCAGACUACCCUCAAAUCAAGUGAGAGAUCCAGCAGUACAAGUGCAGAAAGCCACAUCCCGAAGAAGUCUAAAAGCCACACCAGUCGUGACAUCAUCCACUGCAAGAGUGGGGUGUGCAACAUCAUGCGGGCCAAGUUUUACGGCGUGGCCCAGGAGGCCGGCUUCUGUCUGCAGGACAAGAUGGAAAUCCUCAUGAAGCGCCAAGAAGAGAGAGGUCUCCAGAAGUUCCAUUCUUUUGUCCUCGUCUCGAAUUUUCAAAAGGAUAUGGCAAAAAUGAGACAUCAAGUCCCCAUGGUAAAGGGAGAUGCAGAAGAAAUUGCAGACCACUGGUAUUUUGAUCUGCUGUCCAAACUCCCUGAGGAUCUGAAGAAUUUCCGCCCCGCCAAAAAGAUCCUGGCAAAACUGCAGAAGUUUGGGGAAAACCUGGACCUGAGGAUCCGGCCCCACGUCCUCCUGAGGGUGCUACAGGAUCUGAGAAUCUGGGAACUGUGUUCUCCAGACAUCGCUGUGGCUAUCGAGUUUGUGCGAGAACACAUCAUCCAUAUGCCCCAAGAGGAUUAUAUCAACUGGCUGCAGAACCGGAUCAACAUCCCCAUCCGGCCCCACAGUGCUCAGACGUAG
This is a messenger RNA of Diceros bicornis minor, 1641 nucleotides long. It is a transcript of the gene CCDC60, whose product is annotated as coiled-coil domain containing 60. Bases 1 to 1641 code for a protein of 546 amino acids. The record is from RefSeq and is a predicted model, not a curated record. The transcript is spliced from 14 exons. NCBI's taxonomy places the organism in Eukaryota, Metazoa, Chordata, Mammalia, Perissodactyla, Rhinocerotidae.